Porites evermanni is the source of this 5371-nucleotide messenger RNA. Lineage: Eukaryota; Metazoa; Cnidaria; Anthozoa; Scleractinia; Poritidae. The record is from the annotation of a GenBank genome assembly.
AUGAGGACGAUUGUUAGCUUCACGAGUGCAUUGACCUUACAUUAUAUUGUCUCACUGAUUUCAUCUGUGGUACUGUGUAGUUCUGGCUGUUUCCACGGACCUUCUCUGCCUAACAAACCAUUUAUAACCGUAUGGAACACACCUACAGAUCAAUGUAAACCAAAAUGGAAUGUUUCUUUAGAUCUGAGUGCUUUUGACAUCGUGGUGAACAAAGACCAGAAGUGGUGUGGGGAAUAUAUCGUUAUAUUCUACGACACACAACUUGGAUUUUAUCCGUAUUUUGACAGCAAUGGAAAAGCUUUCAACGGUGGUGUACCUCAGGUAGUGGACUUGUUAUUGUAGUAGAGUUGCAGGGUUUUUUUUUGGGUUUGCAACUACGUGACAACGUGACAACGGAGAAUUUGAGAAAAAAAAAAUAAAAUAAAAAGUUAAGAUACAAGCGGAGGGAAACGCUUUUGUUUUUCGGCAACCAAAGUGGCACUGGCAGUCAUGUCGUCACCUGCAAACUUGCAGCAGCCAAAUUGACAAAUCAUUAAUUUCACAAAGACUUAUGCCAUUGAAAAGGAGAAGUAGAGGUUACUAGGCACUAAGCUUUUCCCUUGCAACUCUACUGCCUGGUUAGCUCAGUUGGGAGAGUAGCCUGCAGCUAUUGCAGGCGUAUUUUGGAAGGACGAAAGCUGCUUGUUUAUGUUCCUAUUGUUGCAUGUAGUCCUGAUCUUUAAUUUUAUGACAGAGGAAGAUUGGGGAGAGCAGAAAUAGCAACCCUUGGGGUAGGUGCUAUGGAAUUUCUGCAAGCAAAAACAUUUGCAUGUGCGAAGAAAAUGCUUUCAAUGCAGGCUAUUGGGAGAGCACGAGUCUGCCAAGCAGGAGGUUGCGUUCAAACCACUCAGGGUCUUUAAAUUUUAUAACUGAGAAGAAAGUGCUGCCCUUGUACACAGGAAAAAAUAACCGGUUCCCAUUUUUGGAUAUUUUAGGGAAUUUAAAGAAUACCCACAAAAAUCCCAAAUUUGGAAGAAUGAGACAAGUCCCAAUCAGGGAACUUGGUUGGGAAUUCCCUGGUUGGGACUUGUCUCACUNACAAAUCAUUAAUUUCACAAAGACUUAUGCCAUUGAAAAGGAGAAGUAGAGGUUACUAGGCACUAAGCUUUUCCCUUGCAACUCUACUGCCUGGUUAGCUCAGUUGGGAGAGUAGCCUGCAGCUAUUGCAGGCGUAUUUUGGAAGGACGAAAGCUGCUUGUUUAUGUUCCUAUUGUUGCAUGUAGUCCUGAUCUUUAAUUUUAUGACAGAGGAAGAUUGGGGAGAGCAGAAAUAGCAACCCUUGGGGUAGGUGCUAUGGAAUUUCUGCAAGCAAAAACAUUUGCAUGUGCGAAGAAAAUGCUUUCAAUGCAGGCUAUUGGGAGAGCACGAGUCUGCCAAGCAGGAGGUUGCGUUCAAACCACUCAGGGUCUUUAAAUUUUAUAACUGAGAAGAAAGUGCUGCCCUUGUACACAGGAAAAAAUAACCGGUUCCCAUUUUUGGAUAUUUUAGGGAAUUUAAAGAAUACCCACAAAAAUCCCAAAUUUGGAAGAAUGAGACAAGUCCCAAUCAGGGAACUUGGUUGGGAAUUCCCUGGUUGGGACUUGUCUCACUAUGCCAAAUUUGGGAUUUUUAUGGGUAUUCUUUAAAUACCCUAAAAUAUCCAAAAAUGGGAAUCCGUUAUUUUUUCCUGUGGUAAUGACAUCUGCAAACUGUUAGACUUUCUAGUCUUCUCAAAACCAUAGGUCCAGUCUCACAGCACUUUCACUUACACUGUAUCUGGUUCUUGUGAGAACCCAUGUAUCACUGUUCGAAAAGAGUGACGGGACAUAGAGAUCAGUGGGAUGACCAACCUUUCCUGGACUGGGUGGGUUAUCUGUAAGGAGAGAUCUUAAUAUAGCGAUUCCACCUUUAGGAGUCGCAAUGGCUACCUACAGUAAACAGUGUAACUGUACAUGAUGUAUGUGUGUGCCAACUUUAAGGUACACAUGUCCUUUUUUUUUCUUUUUAUGUGACAGCUUGGAAAUCUUACAGCACACUUAUUAAAAGUAGAGCAAGAUGUAGCAAAUAUCAUUCCUGAUAAUGAAUUUCAAGGUAUUGGUGUAAUUGACUGGGAAUACUGGAGACCUGUGUUUGACAGAAACUGGGAUAAACUUUCCAUCUAUAGGUCUGUCAGAAUUUUGUUUUGUCUUUAAAUAGUUGAACACUUUGAUUGUUGAACCUCUAUAUUGGGUCUUUCCAAAGAAAUCAAAGUCACGACAAUUGCUGUUGAUGAAGCAAAGAUCUUAGGGAUUAAAGCACGGAUCACAUUGCUAUUCCAAUCAAGACUGGUAAAAAAUCUGCCCAAAAAUUGUGCUGCAUGAUCAGAGUUUUUGCUUUGCUUAUUAAAACUGUUGCUUUCUUGAUUUUCUCGUUUCCAAUACGUUGUGGUUGCACUAAGCUCACUAGUAGCAUAAUUUACCACGCAAAAUUUGUUCUCGAUAUUAUUGAAUAUUUCACCCGAAAAAAAGCUAAUUUGAUGGAAAGCACGUGACAAAAUUGGCAUCCACAGGUACCCAUAGUCUCCGAGUAAUGUCCAUAAGAUGUACAGAUUAUAAUUAGAUUCUAUCUGAACCAAAACAAAAAGAAGUCACUUCUUAAAGUUAUUAAUUUUAAACAGGUUAAGUGAAAACGGUCAAAUAAAAGUGUUUAUCAGAGAAGAUCAAGAUUAAUUUGAAUUUUUGGUGUUAUUGAGAUCUUGUUACUGCAACACCUAAUUCCAUGUCCUUGCAUGAGACCAACCUACAAACCUUACGUGAAUAAUUUACAGAACUUUAUGAAUGACUGAUUGAUUGAAUGAAUGAAUGAUUGAUUUAUUUAUCUAAAAUCAGAAUCAAUCAAUCAAAAUCAAACUCAUUCAUUCCAUCAAUCAAUUGAUUCGAUGGAAUGAAUUAAUGAAUGAAUGAAAAGAAAGAAAAUGAUUAUUUUAUGAUCAAAUUUGUCCUUGUUAAUUCUGAAGUUGGGUAUAAACAGGCACUAGCACUUGAGUGAUGCAAAAUGAUAAUUACAAAAUUGAUUAUUUUUCAAUUCAUAGGAACAAGUCUAUGGAACUGGUCAAACAGAGACACCCUUUGUGGCCAGAUAGUUUAGUUGAAGACAUAGCUAGAGUUGAGUUUGAAACAGCAGCCCGAGAAUUCAUGGAAGAAACUUUGCUGCUUGUUCAGAAACUUCGCCCAAAGUCCUUGUGGGGAUUUUAUGGAUUUCCAAAUUGUUACAAUGACAAAGAUGCUGACAAUUGCAGUCAAGUCACCAUGAAGUACAAUGAUCAAAUUUCUUGGUUGUUUGAGUGGAGUUCAGUGCUGUUUCCAUCAAUAUAUCUUCACGACAAGGCAAAACUGAAUGGCACAUUGUUUGUGAAGUACAGGCUUCUGGAAAGCUUUAGAUUCGCUAAGAAGUUGGAUGGAAGCCCCAUUCCUGUGUUCCCGUAUGUUCGAAUAACAUAUGCAGUAUCUCAGGUGUACCUCAAUGUGGUAAGUCAAUUAAUGUUUAUCCUCAGCAGUAUUUUUAUAUGAGCACUAGUGCUUAGCGAGGUUAGGUAAAUGCCUGAAACAAAUAAUUUCAAUCAAACAUGAUGGUGUUAAGACCCCAACUCGCCUAAGGCAAACCAGCUGGCUACAUUGUAUUUACAAGUAUAGUCGAGGAUUGAACUCAGGACAACCAACAGGUUGGGAUUCACACCAGUUUCCACCCUUUUACGGAAAUCAGUCAGAUUUUUCAUAAUAAAUAUGUUUUUAACAAUAAUAGAACUUUUCAAGUUGAAAUCUGGAAAAUGGUCUGGACAAAAAAAUGUUCUCUUUUUCCAGUUUCUGAACAUUAGAUGUGCCCUCAAUAAAUCUGAAACCUGGGAAAGAGAACUUCCAAAAUAAAUUCCCAGAGUUAAAUUCCCCCGGGCUCCCCUAGAAGCUUGCUUCCUCUGCCCCUCAUUCAUAGGAAAUCGGUCAGUAUUGAUCCCAGAUCCUCACCUGACCAAUUAGGAACAAAUCCAGCUAGUGGUCAUGGAGGGAUUUGAAUGUGGGGCCUCUGAAUUGCAAGUCCAGCGAUUAAACCACUUGGUCAUGGUGUCUCCUAAUUAAUUGUGAAGAACUAGGGAAAUUUUACACCAGAAAGCCCACAACAAAUUUCGAGAGCCUCCAGGUGAAAAUUAGACCGCAAGCGGUUGUCCUUCUUUCCUCAGAGCCACCCACAGUGAGCGAAAAGCUAAAAUAAUGUCCUCACAUUCUGCAGUGUCUCAAAAGAAAAACAUCAAGAAACUGCUCGCCGUCUACAUGUAGGUGAAAAUUGAAUGCAUGACCCUUCAAGUGCUAAAUUGGAGCCUUUAACUACUGAGCUAUACACUGUGCAUAUACUGGAGUCUCUGGGCCUAUCAUGCCUUCUUAGGAUUUGCUGUAUGGGUACACAGAUUAAAACCAUAAUUAUGAUAAAUUCUCUUUGAUUGUAAAUUUUAGCGGGACUUGUUUGGCCAAGAUGGGUAGCUGUUGGCUUCAAUUUUUUUUUCUUUGUACUUGUUUUUAUUGGCCUUGAUGACAUAUUUUAAAAAAACUUGGCCUGUAUCCAGGCCUUGGCCAAUAUUGCAUAAUUAUGUGCAUGUGUCAAUAUUGCUUCAUGCUUAUAAAGUCCAUUUCAUAAAUGCAUGUAUAAAAUAAUGUUAAUGAAAUAAUGUUCAUGGCUGAAGGAUCAAUGUAGAAAGUUGCUGCACUACAUUGUCUUGUGGACCAGCAGUUUUUUCCCCAUACAAACCCUUACAAUCUUAUAGUCUUUUGUGCAAAUCACCUAGUCAAAAUUGGCUUUCCAGCGCCAUAAUAUUAAUUUCUUUUCGUAUGACAUUGUCGGUGAGUUGCAAACAGCCUACUCCCAGCAGCCAGGUUGCUUGCUCCACCUGCCCCCUCCUUCCAAAACACACCCGCUCCACCACUUUCAAGGUAUAGCAUUGUUAUUGUUGUUAUCUAAUUGACAGGGUGAUAUAAUGUCAACAAUACUACAGUCUGCAGAACAAGGAACAGCUGGGGUUGUAAUCUGGGGAGACCACCAUUCUGAGGCCACCAAAACUGACUGCAUUGAAUUAAAGAACUACAUUGACAAUUUUCUGGGACCUCUUGUUAAAAGCAUCACCAGCAUAGCGCAGAAUUGCAGUCAGGAGUUUUGCAAUUUACAUGGAAGGUGCAAAUUUCAGUUAAAUCCUGAUUUAUAUUUCAAAGCGUCAAGUCUUGAGGUUAACCUAGACUUUUUGUCUGAUCAAUGGAAAUUUUUGAGCUGUCGUUGCUAUAGUGGAUGGAGUGGAGAAGACUGCAGGCAUCACCUUUAAGUGUAAACAAAUACC